Messenger RNA from Papilio machaon (common yellow swallowtail), 1576 nucleotides. RefSeq names its product UDP-glucosyltransferase 2. The record is from RefSeq and is a predicted model, not a curated record. Gene Ontology annotation, molecular function: UDP-glycosyltransferase activity. The transcript is spliced from 4 exons. Bases 22 to 1575 code for a protein of 517 amino acids. Lineage: Eukaryota; Metazoa; Arthropoda; Insecta; Lepidoptera; Papilionidae.
AUAAUAUACGAACGUGUAAAAAUGUUUUUAUUAGUUAUUGUUCUAAGUUCAAAUUUAUUUAUUCAAAUCGAAUCAGCAAAAAUAUUAGCAUUUUUCCCAGUACCUUCAAUAAGUCAUCAAGUUGUGUUUCGACCGCUUACACAAGAAUUGGCAAAACGAGGUCAUGAAGUGGUUGUUGUAACUCCAGAUCCAGCUUUUCCAAAAGGUCAAACACCAGAUAGAUUAAGAGAAAUAGAUGUUCAUGAAAUAUCAUAUAGUUAUUGGGAAGAAUUUCUAUCAUCUGCUACUGGAAAUAAAGAUGAUUUGGAAACACAGUUGGAAGUGGCUUUUGAUUCGAUAAGUAUAAUAUUUGAAAAACAAUUGGAAGUUGUUGAAGUUCAAGAAAUUAUUAAAAAUAAAAAUAAUACAUUUGAUUUACUUCUCCUGGAAGCUUGUGCUAUGCCAGUAUUAUCAUUAUCUUACAUUUAUAAAGCACCAGUUAUUUUAGUGAGUUCGUUCGGUGGUCUAAUAGGAAAUUAUGAAUUAUUAGGUGCACCGAAUCAUCCAAUAUUUUACCCAUUACCAAUUCGACAGAGACUUUAUAAUUUAACAACAUGGGAAACAUUAAAUGAACUAUAUUACAAUCAUUAUAAGAUGGUUCAACUAUUUGACAACCAAGAAGAGAAGCAAAAUAGGGCUCUUAGAAAAAUCUUCGGCGAAAACUUUCCUGGACUUGCUAAUUUAAAGAGUAAUGUACACAUGCUAUUUUUAAAUAUUCAUCCUAUUUGGGAUAAUAAUCGACCAGUGCCACCAAACAUUAUUUAUAUGGGAGGUCUACACCAAAGGCCGCGAAAAGAAUUACCACAUGACCUGACUUCAAUUUUAGAUGGUUCAAAAGAUGGUGUCAUUUAUUUUAGUUUUGGCACCAACGUCGAUCCUGCCUUAUUACCGCCAGAAAAAAUCUAUAUAUUUUUAAAGGUUUUCUCAAAGCUGUCAUACACCAUCUUAUGGAAAUGGCAAUCUAAAAUGUCUUAUACCGUGCCGUAUAAUGUAAAAGUUAUGAAGUGGUUCCCACAAUCAGAUUUAUUAAGACAUCCGAAAAUCAAACUCUUCAUAACACAGGGAGGAUUACAAUCCACUGAUGAGGCUAUAACUGGAGGGGUUCCACUGAUCGGCAUACCAAUGCUAGGCGAUCAAUGGUUUAAUGUUGAGAAAUAUGUACAUCACGGAUUAGGAGUAAGACUCGAUUUAGACACUCUUACUGAAGAUAAACUUUUGAAAGCCAUACAAACUGUCAUUGAAGAUGAAAGUUACCGUAAAAAUGUGAUCAAAUUGAGAACGUUAAUGGAAGACCAAAUUCAGAAGCCACUCGAUCGAGCUGUGUGGUGGACAGAGCACGUAAUCCGGCACGGCGGCGCUCAACACUUACGAACGCCGUCCGCAAAUUUGUCAUGGUCACAGUAUUACCAUUUCGAUUUAAUUCUAAUUACAAUCGCUGUCUUGUGUAUUAUUGUUGGAUUAUGUCUUGUUAUAUCAUAUUGUGUUAUAAAGACUUUUUUUAUAUACUCAAGUAAUGAAAAAUUCAAAAAGAAUUAAU